Gadus chalcogrammus (walleye pollock) is the source of this 1300-nucleotide messenger RNA. RefSeq names its product ER membrane protein complex subunit 4 (gene emc4). Lineage: Eukaryota; Metazoa; Chordata; Actinopteri; Gadiformes; Gadidae. The record is from RefSeq and is a predicted model, not a curated record. The transcript is spliced from 6 exons. Gene Ontology annotation, cellular component: EMC complex. The coding region runs from base 225 to 803 and encodes 192 amino acids. Gene Ontology annotation, biological process: protein folding in endoplasmic reticulum.
CGCGUCGCCUGUAUUUCCUGACGUAUUCGCUAGAGAGCGGUCGAGACCCAGAUACUAUUUCCGGUACGUCAUCAUUUUGUGCCUACCAACAGCGAGCAGCACUCAAUUCUUUCCUGUAUAAUUGUCUAUAAGGGGACCAAUUCCAGCGUUUCGUCCGCAAUAAACGAUCUUGUUCAAUAACUUAACGUGUGCACAAGGUAUACGGGCUAUUGCUGGCUUGAUUGAUGGCUUCGCCCGGCGGUCAAGGUGGAGGAGGGGGAGGAGCUCUGUCCACUAGGGGUGGAGCCGGCGUCCGCAGGAUGAAAUGGGCUCUGGAGCUGAGCAUGGGCAACGCGCGGAGUCGCGUGGACCGGCAGGGAGGCCAGGGGGACGUGGUGUAUCCUAUCGGUUAUUCUGAGAAGCCGGUCCCAGACAACAGCAUCCAGGAGACGGACAAGAACCUGGUGGAGAAGCGCUGCUGGGACGUGGCCCUGGGACCCCUGAAGCAGAUCCCCAUGAACCUGUUCAUCAUGUACAUGUCGGGGAACACCAUCUCUAUCUUCCCCAUCAUGAUGGUGUGCAUGAUGGCCUGGAGACCCAUCCAGGCCCUCAUGUCCAUGUCUGCCACCUUCAAGCUACUGGAGAGCUCCAGCCAGCAGUGGCUUCAGGGGCUGGUCUACCUUGUGGGGAACCUCCUGGGCUCAGCAUUGGCCAUCUACAAGUGUCAAUCAAUGGGACUGCUGCCAACACACUCGUCGGAUUGGCUGGCCUUCAUAGAACCGCCUCUGAGAAUGGAAAUAAUGGGUGGAGGAAUGGUGCUGUAAGGAACACACCACAUCCAUACACAUACUCACUCAAUGAACACAAACAGAAAAAACAAACACACACCUGUUUGCUUGUACCGUUACUGGAAGAUCAAAACGGACAUCGGAUUCAAGAGGCCAAGACCCAGGUCUUAAUCGGGCCCGGCUUUCUGCUAUAAAAGGGCCAGUUCCACAAUAAUGCACCAUAACUAAAACUACCACCUUUGUGGAACCUGUUGAAUGUGUGUUUUGUAGUUAGUUUUACUCCAUGAUGGCAUUGACAAAGUAUGAUUUGGGGUGUUUUAUUUUGUUUUUUUGAAAUACCAUUUUUCAAUUUUAAGUUUUCAGCUUUCUCUUAGUUUUAAAUCUAGGGAGUCAGCAGGUAUGUGUGCGUCAUGCUGUCUAACCAUCAUAACUAACGUAUGUCUUUCUAAAGAAAAAUAAGUUACAAUGACAUUUUUAUUUAUAACGACUAGCCGUAUGAUAAUUCUUUCUCAAAUAAAAUGUUUGAAAUUGUU